Messenger RNA from Zophobas morio, 2932 nucleotides. Its product is annotated as influenza virus NS1A-binding protein-like. Lineage: Eukaryota; Metazoa; Arthropoda; Insecta; Coleoptera; Tenebrionidae. The transcript is spliced from 10 exons. The record is from RefSeq and is a predicted model, not a curated record. Bases 149 to 2290 code for a protein of 713 amino acids. Gene Ontology annotation, molecular function: protein binding.
CAUCUACCUUGUGUUGUUUCUAAUAUGGCAGUUGAACAUAGCGGUCACGUUUCUCUUGUUAUAGUGUUAAAUUCAAAUACGCAGAGAACAUAACAUCAGCCCCCGACGCCCCAGUUUCAACAAGAAAGCCCCAGCCGUAUUUGUAGUCAUGUCGGCUUCGAUGGUUAACGGCCAUUCCAUCCCCGGGGAAAUGCGCAAGAGCCACCCCGAGGACGAGUCCGAAUUCCAACUGGAGUUCAGCGACGACACCCACAAGGCACAGAUGUUGACCUCCCUCAACACGAUGCGAAAAAACCGUCACUUCUGUGACGUCAUUCUUCACGUUGGAAAUACCGAGAUUCAUGCGCAUCGAGCUGUUUUGGCGAGUGCUUCGCCUUAUCUGUCGGAGCACUUCGCCAACGACCAGCAGAAUAGGCUCGAGAACGUCGUCACUUUUAAGCUGAACGGAGGGUUCGAUAAGGACGCAUUGAAGAUUUUGGUCGACUAUGCGUACACGGGCAAGUUGGACGUUAAAUAUAAUCAGGUGAAGGCUGUCUUCCUUGCUGCAAACCACCUCAAAAUGGAUCGAGUGACUCGGACAUGCGCCCAACACUUGAUCAAACACCUCUCCAUCGAAAACUGCAUUGAAGUCCGUUCCCUGCCCGGCAUAGCCAGAAACAAAGAGUUCAUCCAACAAGUCGAUGGUUUCAUCGGUAAAGAAUUCGACAAAAUCUGCAAAAACAACGACGUCCUCAACCUCCACUGCGUCAAAAUUGAGGUCCUCAACCAAUCCCGCGAAGAAAUGACCCUCGUCAACCAGAACUCCCUCUGUCGGCUGGUCCUCGAGUGGAUCAAGCGCCAAGUCACCGAAGACUCCAUCAGCGUGGAAAUGCUCUCAGACAAAACAUUCAUGCUCUAUCUGGCCAUAGACAACUCGCUCCAGGACUGCUCGAGCCUACCCACCGGCGAUAUAAGCGACACCGAGAUCGUCCAAGACUACAAGAAGAUGUCCCUGAAGAACAACAACAGCAACCCCAAAAACAAAAGGAAGUUUCUGAGCCAGCCGUCGAAACCGAGGGUGCUCAUUUACAACAGGGAGAUUGGGGAGGAGCUCGAGUUCGAGCUGGAGCCGGAUUGGAAUUUGAUCGCUUCGGAGAAGGUGGGGGAGCACAACUUCUUGGCGCUGGUUACGCUCAGGGGAAAGUUGUCGACACUCUCCAUACAGCUAAGAUUGAACACUCCGUCAACUCCUUCGCCGGUUCAAACUCCUGACUCGAGUAGGCCUGCAAGUGAGGAGAAGCCGGAUCUCUAUUGCGCGCUGGGCAACAUGUCGACCCCUCGAUGUGCUGUCGGUUGUGGCAACUUUUUGAACACUCUGAUAGUAUGUGGUGGCUACGACCGAACUGAAUGUCUUCGCUCCGUGGAACAGUACAUUCCUGAAACCAAUAUUUGGAAACCCCUUCCUUCCAUGCGCGAAAACAGGGGGCGCUUCAAAGUCGCCAUCUUGAGCGACAAGGUGUACGCCAUUGGCGGCAGCAACGGCACUACUGAGCUGGAUUCCGUGGAAAUGCUGGACCUGUCGCUAGACAAAUGGGUCAAAAUGCCCAAAAUGCCAUUGGCCAGAAGUAACAUGGGCGUGUGCCACCUCGAGGGCUUGAUUUACUGCAUUGGAGGAUGGAACGGGCAGGUCGGCAUCAAGCAAUGCGACGUCUUCGACCCGGUCGCUUCGGAAUGGAGUGCUAUCGCGUCCUUGAACACAGGGCGGUACCAGGCUGGAGUCACCGCCUACAACAAACUAGUCUAUGCGAUCGGCGGCUGCGACGCCUGGAAUUGCCUAAACUCCGUGGAGGUUUACAAUCCUGAGGAGAACCUCUGGACUUCGAUUAAGCCGAUCAUUACGGCUCGGCGAGGGUGCGGAGUGGCUGUGUUCGACGGAAAACUGUAUGUGGUGGGCGGUUCGGACGGAUCGCAUUCGUUGAAUUCGACGGAGAUUUUUGACGAAAAGACGCAGAGUUGGGUUGUGGGACCUAGCAUGACCACGCCCAGGGCGAACGUGGAGGUUGCCGUCGUCGGUGAUAGACUGUACGCGGUAGGAGGGUUCUCAGGUAAAACAUUCCUCAAUACUAUAGAAUACCUGGACUCGAAGUCAAACGAAUGGACCACGUUCGUCCCAAAAGGCAGCUGUGAUGCGUUGCUCAGGAAAACACGAAGAGAAAGUACAAGAAGCAUAUCAGAAGAUCGACAAAAUGGAACGUCAGAACACGAUUCGAGGCCUUCAGAAACAGAAAGUGUUGACGAAUUGAGUUCAUAAUUUUAUUUCUUUGUAUGUUAAAAGUUAAUAAUUGUCUCACGCCUAAUUCUACGAUUAGGUCUUCGUAUCUCAUAAUAUUGUAAUCAUAUCUUAGUAAAAGUAUUACGUAAUCAUCUCAAGGAUCACUGGGUCAAAUCUUCACAAAUCUUAAUUAAGACUGGUUUUUAUUUCCCUAAUUGUGAAUUUUUGCGUGCGUUCUAAAGUCUGAAAUGAUUCUUGAGAUGAUUUUCAAUGUUAAGGUUAACACCGAAUUAUAUUGGUAGUUUAUUAUCCUUUUUCCUAAUUUUAUCUACGUUUCAUGGGUUCGAAACAAAUCAGGCAUUUAUAUAUAUGUAUCUGCAAUUUUUUAUAUGAUGAAAGCGAGAAAUAUAUUUUAAAUACUCUUUUCCACUUGCAAUAAUGAGAAUUUUAUGAAGAUGAAACAUUAACAAUAAAAUAAAGUAUUAAAGACACUAUAGAUUAUAAUGUUAAUGUAUUCGAUUGUAUUUAAAAAUAUAGGUAUGAUUGUUAUACUUGAAGAUGUACCAUAAGUCGCUAUUUUGAAAACGUGGCUUUGGUGAUUGGAUAAUUGCAUUAUUUUUGCCAUAUUUGUAUAAUUCAAGUGGUUAUGAAUGAAUAAAUGUUUUUCUUUUAUAUCAGCAA